Molecule: messenger RNA, 651 nt
Organism: Anopheles marshallii
Lineage: Eukaryota; Metazoa; Arthropoda; Insecta; Diptera; Culicidae
Exons: 2
Coding region: 1-651 (216 amino acids)
Source: RefSeq, a predicted model, not a curated record
AUGUCUUCACACGAUCACCGCUCACUGUCGUGUGAUUCCUGCGACAGCCUGAGCGUGUUGGCGGUGGAACAACAGCUGCGCCAAAUGCAACAACAGCUCAACGAAAUCAGCGUCAUACCGAUGCAAAUUCAGGCGACGCUUAGCUUCCUCACACAAACCUUGACAAAAUUUGCACCACCCGAGUUGCAACGGCAACUUCCGGAAGCGCUUCGGGCCACCACAAAGCAAGCUACCGACGAAAUGGACGAGUUUGUAAACGGUGCCGAACAAACGCAACCGGAUCCGACCGGGGAUGGCGUUGUGACGGAGGAAGAAGCUUUCGUCAUUACGUUGGAGAGUCUGUUCGAUGAGUCGGAAGUCUUUCAAACGAUACCGUCCCGUGGAGAGGACGACGUUGAACAGUCCUGGGAUGAGGAGGAAACGCCCGAAGAACCUGAAAUUAGUGAAGAAGAGCGAUCACGCAUCGAGAAGCUGGAGCGUAUUAUCAAGCUGCAGAAAACUUGGCCCUGGAGUCAACAGGAAAAACCCAUCCACAAACGUUCCAACUGCCAUUUGGUGCCAAGUGUAGCGCUGGAGCGUUCGAAGAUCAAGCAACUGACGAACAUGGAAUCACUGCCAUUCUACAAACAUGGAUAUCUCACUCGUGUCUAA